UUAAGCUCCAAUGUAUAAAUACUGACCCACGGAUUUAAGACAUGGUGUGCCGCGCACGUGCAGUUUCCUUAGGUUUUUGUAUGAAGGUAAAAAAAAGUCCAAAAAUAAAUAAAAUAAAAAUCCAGGUAACCGUUCGGCUCUUCGGCAGAAGAAAUGGCUUCAACUUCAACUUCAGCUUUCUCAGUUUCUUCUCAAAUUGAACUUCCCGGACCACCCAAAUUCUCAAGCUACAAUGUCCGGGCAUUGUCUAACUUUCGAUUUAGCAUUCUUCAGAAGAAUUACAAACUAUCCUCCCAAAGCUUGUUCUAUUCACCGAAAAUUUUUCAUUCCCCCAUUCACAAUACCCUCUUCUCAAACCUCUCUGAGUCCGAUAUACGUCGUUCUACCUCACCCCAGAUAAAACUUUCGAAGUAUAUCGUUGAAAAAUUUGUGGGUUUUCUUGUUGGGUCAUUUAUCUUCAUGGGUUGUUUCAAUUUAAGAUAUGCCAGGGCAUUGCCUGCUCAGACAAGCAGCAAAAACCCAACAUUGGCCGAAAAAGCUCAAAUUCCAGAGGGGGAUAGUGAAGAGAUGUGGGAGAGGAUCUUGGAGCAUGAUCCAAGUAAUGUUGAUACUCUGAAAGCUGUUUUGUAUGGGAAAAUGAGGAGUGGAAAGACAGAGGAGGCCAUUAAGUAUGUUAAGAGGUUGAUUGAUCUUGAGCCUGAUGAGGUUGAAUGGAGACUUUUGUUGGCUCUUUGUUAUGAGACAUUGGGGGAGCUGGGCACGGCUAAAAGAUUGUUCAUGGAAAUUCUGAAGCAGAAACCUCUUUUGGUUAGAGCUCUGCACGGUUUGGCGUUAGUGAUGCAUAAGAACAAUGAAGGUGAAUCUGUCUUUGAGAUGCUCAAUAAGGCGCUAGAUAUUGCUCGUGAUGAGAAAAAACUUGCCGAACAUAGGAGCAUCGGGAUACUAAUUGCUCAAAUGCAUGUUGUGAAGUUUGGCUUUCAGGGGGAACUGGAAGAGGGUUUGAAGAAGUUCCAAAAUCUUGUUGAGGAAAACCCAAGGGAUUUUCGACCCCAUCUCUGCCAGGGGAUUAUAUACAGUCUGCUGGACAAAAAAAAGGAAGCUGCUGAGCAGUUCGAAAUAUAUCAGGCCCUUGUGCCUGAUGAAUUUCCUCAAAGGGAAUUUAUCGAUGACAUUAUGUUGUCGGCUACGACUGCAUCACGGGAACAGUUUCAGAAGGAAUUUGAUGCUGAAUUUACAAACAAGAAGUGAAGCCAAGAAGAAAAGGGUUCUCUGGUUAUUAGUUUGAGAGUUUAUAGAAUGGGUCCAUACCACUGCCAACACACCUGACCACUAAAACUCUGUAGUUAACCGUGCUUGUGCCAUGUCGGGCAAACAAAAGUUGUUGAGGGUGAUCGGUAACGUUGGUAGUGAAAUCUGGUUGUAAUGGCUAAAAUACAAACUAUGGAUUCGUAUUGGCUGUUUGAUAAGAACGAACAAGAAAGACUGCACGCACUGGAGCGGUAAGUAGGAAUGGAGAUUAUCUGGAGCUGUUUUUAUCAGUGCAGUGGAGUAAUGGUUGGUUCAAAAUAGUUGCACAAGUUGCAUUUGAAGUAGUUCAGCGAGUAAACGGACCUGAUUUUUUGCUUUAAA
Cucumis melo (muskmelon) is the source of this 1629-nucleotide messenger RNA. RefSeq names its product protein SLOW GREEN 1, chloroplastic. Gene Ontology annotation, molecular function: protein binding. NCBI's taxonomy places the organism in Eukaryota, Viridiplantae, Streptophyta, Magnoliopsida, Cucurbitales, Cucurbitaceae. The coding region runs from base 154 to 1248 and encodes 364 amino acids. The record is from RefSeq and is a predicted model, not a curated record. The transcript is spliced from 4 exons.